Molecule: messenger RNA, 4122 nt
Organism: Lagopus leucura (white-tailed ptarmigan)
Lineage: Eukaryota; Metazoa; Chordata; Aves; Galliformes; Phasianidae
Gene: DLL4
Product: delta like canonical Notch ligand 4
Exons: 11
Coding region: 200-2251 (683 amino acids)
Biological process (GO): cell communication; multicellular organism development; Notch signaling pathway
Cellular component (GO): membrane
Molecular function (GO): Notch binding; calcium ion binding
Source: RefSeq, a predicted model, not a curated record
CAAGUUUCCCAUUUACCGAGCGCUGCCGGCACCCGCCGAAGGAGGAGCCGUCCCGACGAGGCGUCCCCGUUCCCAGCCCGCGGGCUCUGGAGUUUAUAAAGCGCAGGAUUAGCGCCCCGAGGGCACGGCCACACCUGGAUUUACCUUCCGGCCCGCGCUCGGCGGAGCUUUUGGGGAAUACAGAACGAGCGGCGCGAGGAUGAGAGCGCGGCGCGCCUGCGGCCUGACGCUGCUGUUAGUGCUUUUGCAGCAGAGUGCGUCCGGCUCCGGCGUCUUCCAGCUGAAGCUGCACGAGUUCGUCAACAGCCGCGGGGCGCUGGCCAGCGGAGAGCCCUGCGCCCCGCACUGCCGCACCUUCUUCCGUGUCUGCCUCAAGCACUUCCAGGCGGUGGUGUCGCCGGGCUCCUGCACCUUUGGCAGCAUCAUCACCCCGGUGCUGGGGGUCAACUCCUUUAGCAUCCGCGACACGGAGCGGUUCGACAGCCCCAUCAAGCUGCCCUUUAACUUCACGUGGCCGGGGACCUUCUCGCUCAUCAUCCAGGCCUGGCACGCGCCCGCCAAUUACCUGCCGCAAGGCUCGCGGCCGCCGCCGGAGGAGUGGCUCAUCAGCCAGAUGGCCAUCCAGCGGUCGCUGGCGGUGGGUGAGGUCUGGUCUCAGGAUGUGCAGAGCAGCCUGCUGACCCAGCUGCGCUACUCCUACCGCGUGGUCUGCAGCGAGAACUACUAUGGAGAGAGCUGCUCCCGCCUCUGUAAGCGCCGCGACGACCGCUUUGGGCACUAUGUCUGCGAGGUGGAUGGCAGCCUGACCUGCCUGCCUGGCUGGACCGGCGAGUACUGCACCAAGCCCAUCUGUCUGUCUGGAUGUGCCGAACAGAAUGGAUAUUGCACCAAGCCUGGAGAGUGCAUCUGUCGUUCUGGUUGGCAAGGCCGCUACUGCGAUGAAUGCAUUCCCCACAUAGGCUGCCGCCAUGGGACUUGUAAAACACAAUGGCAGUGCAUAUGUGACGAAGGAUGGGGUGGCCUCUUCUGUGAUCAAGAUCUGAACUACUGCACUCACCACAGACCAUGCAAAAAUGGAGCAACUUGCAUGAACACUGGCCAGGGCAGCUAUACAUGUUCAUGCAAACCUGGCUUUACUGGUGUUGACUGCGAACAUGAGAUCAGCGAGUGUGACAGCAAUCCCUGUAGGAACGGCGGUAGUUGCACAGAUUUGGAGAAUGGUUAUCGCUGCGCCUGCCCCCCUGGCUACUAUGGAGCUCACUGUGAGCACAGUGCUUUGACGUGUAUCGAUUCUCCGUGCUUCAAUGGAGGCACAUGCUUGGAAAAAGAACAAGGAGCCAGCUACACUUGUGUUUGCCCUUUUGGUUUCACGGGGUCAAACUGUGAAAAAAAAGUAGACAGGUGCACAAGCAACCCAUGUGCAAAUGAUGGUAAUUGCUUUUACCUUGGUCAGAUUCGUGUGUGUCGUUGUCGGGCUGGCUUCUCUGGUCAGAAAUGUGAGAUUAACAUCAAUGACUGUGCCAGGAACCCGUGUUCCAAUGGGGGAACUUGUCAUGACCUGAUCAAUGACUACACGUGCACGUGCUUGCCAGGCUAUAGCGGCAGGAACUGUGACAUCAAGACCAGAGAUGAAUGUGCUUCUGGGCCAUGUGAGAACGGAGGCACAUGCUACAGUGGACUUUAUAGUGCCAACUUUGUCUGCUACUGUCCUUCUGGCUUCAUGGGCAGCCGUUGUGAACUACCAGUUUAUUCAGUGCCCAUCACACUUCCUCCUAAACCAGUCCCCUGGAUUGCUAUAUCUAUGGGAGUGGGGCUUGUGGCUUUGCUCAUACUGUUCUGCAUGAUAGCAAUGGUCAUCAGGCAGAUGAGGAUGCACCCACAGCAGGACUUGGAGACAAUGAAUAACCUGUCUGACUUCCAGAAGGACAAUCUCAUUCCAGCUUCCCAGCUCAAAAACACCAAUAAAAAUAAAGACCUUGAAGUGGACUGUGGGCUCGAGAAGUCAAACUACAAACCCAAGAAUCAUAAACUGGACUACAAUCUAGUAAAAGAUCUGACGAGUAGAGGGACACAGGAAGAUAAAUAUUACAAAAGUGAAAAGUGUUUAGGAGAGAAGUCUCCACUCCGACUACACAGUGAAAAGCCGGAAUGUAGAAUAUCAGCGAUAUGUUCUCCAAGGGAUUCAAUGUACCAGUCCGUCUUUGUGAUAACAGAAGAAAGGAAUGAGUGCAUCAUAGCCACAGAGGUAUAAGACUGAAGAUCAGCCUGUUUGCACCUCAGAUUUGGUAAUGCCAGUAGAUGGACGUUCCUGCUGCAUUGUUUACAAUUCAGAACUGGAUUGGACUGUUUGUAAUUACAUGCAACUUGCUGCUCUCAGGUGGAGGAUGGAACUGGACAGACUGUGAAUUUACUGAAAGAUGCAAUAGACUUAUUCAUUCUUACUGCUCUUGUUUGACAUUUGAUGCCACAAAUCUCACUGGCUAUACAUGAAGGGAGGCAGAGGGAAGAGAGAGGGGUUAAACAUGUUAACUUUUGAUUUGCUUUUGAAAGAUACUGAGGCCAAUUCCUCAUGGCCAGACCCGUGGCUUUCCAGAACUUUGGUAUGGGAGGUGCUGGUAGAUGAGGAGGCACUUAACUGUCACAGAUGUUGCUGUGGAAGGUGUGAAGAAAGGUGCAUGGCUGUGCAGAUAAUGGAUACAGUAUAAAUGAGGUCUCCACUUUAUUUUUUUUUUUUUUUAAUGGGUUUAAAAGUGCCUAAAAUCUGUCAAGAGAAUCUAAUGAGCCCAAACAGAGACUCGACUGCUCUUCUUGCAGUUACCUGAGCAGUAUUGGGCAGGGGUGAUUGACACUUCCUGCUACACGUCCACUUGCAUCUCCUCUCUCCUGCUGCAUGUACUGGAGACAAUUCAAGGGGCAAGAGGAGGAAGGAAAGAGGGGGACUGACUUUACAUGUCAUUGCAUUUGGUGAUGCUUUGGAGAACUGAUUGACCCAAGCCACAACAUGGGACAGGAUUUUCCUGGAUUUAAGCAUUUGAGAAGGGAAAGAUGUGGUGAGAAGGAAUGUCUACUGCCUGUUUCCCAUUGAUAAUGAGGAGAGACAUGAUCCCAAUCCUGUUUGAAGCCUUACAUCUGCAUUUAAAAUCAGUCGGCUCCUAGAACCUUGUAUGUGCUGAACCGUCUCAGCCAUUCUCACGCCUUUUGCACUACCAGCGAUUGUGAAUAGACAUUCUCUUUUCCCUUCCUCAUUCUCUCCCUCAGCCCCCUUAUAAUGACACAGAUUUGGGGGUUUACGUUGUGUUUCUGACUUAGGUGCCACCUUCUUCUGCAAAUGGUCUCAAAGUUGCUGCUGUUAAUUUCCAAAGGAGAAGCAGCAGUGUCAUCCCCCUAUUUCUCCAUCGGGUUGCAAAUUGCCGAUUCUGUCCUUCAUCCUGGUUCCAAGUGCCCAAUAUCAAAGCACCCACUGAGAUGCCCUCCACCAAGACAGGUGGAGAACAGAGUCAGAAGGUUCUAGGCUUGUCCUGUUUCUUUUACACCUGCCCGCCGCUGCACGGGGAAGGGGAACACUGCCCUGGACAGCAGAGGCCUGCAGAAACUCUUAUUAAGCAUUGACAGCAAUAAUAUUGGACAUCCCAGAGGAAAGUGCUGUGAUAGUAAUGACAUGAGACUGUGCGGUGGGGCAGAACGAGGAAGGAAGAAACAAAGUCUCUUUGAAGAAACCUGCAUCAUCCCUUCUCUUGGACAGUGACAUCUCUGCCCUUGUAAGUCCUGUUGGACUAGCCCACCUACUGCCUUGAACUGUGCAGACAAGACCCCUUUGUAAUGUCCACUACUGACCUUCUGCUCUGACCGUGUAGGACCGUUUGGAAGAUGACCUUCAGAAAUCAAUAAUAUGGGUUUUAGUUCAUCUGUUUGUAGUUUAUUUUGAAGACUAGUAUUUCAGUAAUUUAAAAAAAAAAUCAGAAGCACUGAACUUUCUACGUUUUAUAACAUUAUUUUGUAUAUAAUGUAUAUUUAUAAUCAAAACAGAAGUGUAAAUAUGUUUAUUACUUCUCAUGUAAUGUUUUUAAUGUGAUGACAAAGUUUGAAUUUUAUUUUUUUUUUUUUUCAAGCAAUGAAAAUACU